Acanthaster planci (crown-of-thorns starfish) is the source of this 3636-nucleotide messenger RNA. RefSeq lists its product as uncharacterized. Lineage: Eukaryota; Metazoa; Echinodermata; Asteroidea; Valvatida; Acanthasteridae. The record is from RefSeq and is a predicted model, not a curated record.
UCUCGCACUGGGGUUAUAUAGCAGUCAACCCUACCGUACCGUCAUCAAGGUAUAAAACGGCUGAAAGCACAAUAGUCACUGGGAGCGCGACAAUUCACCAUAGUAAGCCGACCGUGAAGACAGCCAUCUAAUUUUUUUCUCCCCCAUCGAAUGCCACGUAGUGUAGAGGCUUUCGAAUCGCCAUAACGAAGUAUGUACACACGGUGGGGCGCGCAGUCAGAAUCAAUAGCUCUUAACAUGGAAGUAUGAGUGGACAGUGCAGCUGCCAAUGUGAAGACCGCAUCCUCUCACAACCACACAUGGAACCCCUUACCUCUGAGUGUACCGCCCCGUUUGAAAUCUGGACAACCUACUCCAACUGCUACACGAUUCCAGAAUUGCAGGCUUUCGUCACAAUUCUAGUCUGAAUUGUGGUAUGUCGACAGCAUAAGGAAAGAAUAACCCUCCGACAUAGCAUCGCCAUUAUUGCUCGCCUCGUGUCGGAGAUCAAGACGCCGGACCGCUUGGGAUGAUCGAGGAAACGUAGACUAUACGCUUGAAAAUAGAGCUUCAUAAUGGCGGGCCUUUUGGGUCGAAAGGGAAAAAAGAAGGCCCAGUUGGAAUUGAACAACGAACUGCCGUUCUUCGACGUGCACUACUUGGGCCGAAGCCUGACCAAGACCAAGAUGGGUCGGGAGUGUACCAAGAACGUGGUGGAAGACCUGGUCAAGAAGGCUCACGGCCGGGAACUCCAGACGGUCAGUUUGACCAUCUCCAGCCGCGGGAUAUGGGUCACCGAGAAGUCCGGCCAGGGUAACGGGCGAGAGACCUUCAUUCCGAUCUACUCAGUGACGUACGGUGCCGCAGACAAAAAGUACCAGAACGUCUUUACUAUUGUGACGACUUACCGUCCCAAUGGUGCGAUCAACAAGUCGAACAGGCAGGAUAAGGACAGUGGGGGCAGCGGUAGCGGUGACGGUAGCGCGACCGGCAGCGCGAACGGCAGCAACUGCAGCGGCGCCCCGGUGAACUGUAAGGGGAACAACGUGGAGGACUUCAAGGCACUGAAGUCCGUGAAGGCGUCCUCCUCAGAGGUGUUCGUGUGCCACGCUUUCCUCUGCCGCGACCCCGUUCUCGCCCGUGCCAUGGUAGUCUACCUGCUCAAAGCCUUCAGGGUGGCCUUCGAGUCGUGGAGCCGGUGCAUCAAGAGCGAGAGACUGCGGGAGAGGAUCAAGGCUGGACCGGGCGUAACCGGGGCAUCGGAGCAGGGGAAGAGCGGGCAAGCGGGGAGGAAAAACUCCCACCACGAGCUACUGACUGUGGAGCCCCUGGCCAAGCCGCCAGAAGAAACAGCACCCCUGGUGGACAAAGUGGCCGCAUGGAUGGACAAGUGGUUCCACUUUGGGAACAACAAGAAGCACAGCGAGAUCUUUUCCUCGGAGGAGCCGUCAUCCGACCCGUCGGAGUUCGAGGAGUUCUCUAAGAGAAUGAUGGAGUUCUCUGACCCGACCCUGCUGAACUUUGACGUCGACAUUGAAGCAGAACUGAAGGACGUCGAAGUCUGCAGUGCCUUAAGUGAAGUUGUAAACCGGGAGCCUCCGGUUAGCUCAUCCGCAGCUGGUUCGGGUGGAGUGGUGGUUUGAAACAAAACUGAAAGGCUGCACUGACAUCAGAUUUCUGAUGUUUCGAGGCUGGUGAGUAAAAAAGGGUUCGUCAGUCAUUCUUUUAGCACAUCAAAACGCUCGUGCCACCAUCUCAGAUAAAUGAUCCCGCAGGAACUUAGUACAAGAAGCUUCAAUAUGAAGAGUGACCAGGGAAAUGUUUCAUAUUACUAGAAAAGACUUUAGGAACUGGAAGGAUACUAUCUUUUUAAUUGAUUAAAUCAGUAUUCGCAGAUUUUGUCAGUUUCUUAUCAAUCUGGUUGUAGUGGGUAUGAUCGAUAACAGAGCACUAAAACAAUUAGAAAAAGGAUAGAUUUAUUGAAACAAGAUCAUGUGAUGAUUGAUUAAAGAAGGACGGCUUAGUUAACUGAGAACAAGAUUUCGCUGAUUCUUGAUGAUUUUGUUUCUCAACCUGCUUGAACGUUUUUAAAACGUACGUUUUACCUCUUCAUGGGGUUCAAAAAGUAACCUACCACGAAAUAAGUCUGAUGCUUCAGUGUUUGAAAUAUAUGUUGGUAAAAGUCAACGGAAGAAUGAAUGAAGUCCGUUUUCUUUUUAGAAAAACCGCAUUGAAAGCUGCGUAAUACAAAAGUAACAGAAGGGCUCAACUUCAAAAAUAAAGAGUUGAAGUAAAACUGUACUCACAGUGCGUUCGAUUUAUUUCCUGAGAUUUUUUGUAUUAAUAACCCUACUUUUGCUAUAAUAUACUAACUGCGUUUAUUUCCUGUGCUUAUGAUUUAAAUCUGUGCCACAUUUUAUACGUCGAAAUACUCUUGAAAGUAUUUUCGAAGCUUCAAAUGAUGUGUGUCAUCUGUAAAUAUUUAACAGUGUGGAACCUGAACUUGUCUGUUAAUAUCUCAAAUAUCAAUCAAAUAUAUUUGUCUAGUAUUAAUCAUUAUUGUAUUUCAAAAUGCAGUUACAUUUGUGUAAACAGCUAAUGAGAGUAUUAUUGUUAUUUACUCCUAUUUAUUGACAGCUAGCUGCAUGUUAUUUGACUUGAGGUUGUAUGUAUAUAGCACGGACAAUUUAUCAUUUCUUUUCCAAUGGUUGCUGUUCACCUUUGUGACAAAAGUGUGUUGUCAAAAUAACAAGCAAUUAUCAUCGGCUUAAUAUGAUGAAAUUUGCGAUUAUACGUUAUACAAGUGUGUGAUAUACUCACACGCAGCGGACUCGAUCACUGUGAAAGGUAACUGCGAGCCGUUGAUAACCCGUUCUUAAUUUAAGACUGGAAAGGACAUCGCGCUUUGCGCAAAAAAUACGCAGCCGAAGCUUCAGGAGUGGAUCGAGACGUGCACUGCAUGUACAGUGUAACUUCACUUUAUUUGGUGAUUAUUUUAAAUCUAAAGGAAAGUAAAGCUUCCCCGCAUUUGCCGCAACUAAUGGGCCAUUUUCCUUAUUUUUUCAUAUCCCUUCUCUGUCAGCGCGUUUUUCUUUGACUUUAACAAGCUAACAUUGAAAGACGGGCUAUUGCACCAAAUCCUUUCAUAUGCUAGAAAAGUUGGCUACAGAAUUGACAUUAAAGAACAAGGUAAAAAGUAGUGCCUAAAGCUCUUCAAAAGCUGCUGUAAGACAAAGGCCUACAUGUAUGUUGUAAAUUAACGUCUCGAUACCCCUCUGAAGCGCAGCGCAUGCGCACCGCCAUUGUUGGCGCGUGGUCGGCCUUAUCAGCGCAGCCCCAUCUGACUCGCAAGUACUGCUGGACAUGUUAAUAUACAUCCGCGUGCUUUGUUCUCGAAUGCUUUAGGUUUUGAAACGCCGGACUAGCUUAUGGUGUUGAAAUGUGAGGGCAUAUUAAAUCAGAUCAUUGCAAAUUUAAUGACCGGCAGUUUUCUCGCCUUCAAUAUUUGUAACAUGUAUGUAUAGAAAACGCGUCUUAUUUUUUCAAAUAAUAUUGAUACAUUUUUGAAUUUUUAGUAAUUUUCACUUUUCUCUAAAAGUUCAUUUUAAAACAAAUUUAUUAUUCAGAAUAAAGCCUUGAUAUAUUCAUUGAAACCAA